Molecule: messenger RNA, 2920 nt
Organism: Durotheca rogersii
Lineage: Eukaryota; Fungi; Ascomycota; Sordariomycetes; Xylariales; Xylariaceae
Product: Alpha/Beta hydrolase protein
Exons: 8
Coding region: 537-2699 (720 amino acids)
Biological process (GO): proteolysis
Molecular function (GO): serine-type endopeptidase activity
Source: RefSeq, a predicted model, not a curated record
CUUUGGUAACUAUUAGACGCCUAAUUUAUCGCGCGAGUCAACUGUAGAGCUAUAGACUUCUCCGACGUAAGUAGUCGACGAAUCCUUCGCUGACCCGUAGUUGGCAAAACAGAUCCUUAAGUCUCCAGAACGUGUAAUUCUUCAGUCCGCAUAUGCAGUAUUGUUGAGAAGCCGGUUAAAUCUCGGCUCAUGUGGGCAGAAGUGCUGUUCCUUGGGGGGCCAAGCUCAGUUCAAACUCCGGCCCAGGGCUCAGGCUUAAAGCGGCCAGGGUCGGGUCCGGAUGUGGCACCCAGGCGGGCGUGGACGAAUGCUCUACUCUUACGAGGUAGCCGUCGUCGUUUGGCCUAUCCGGUGCCGCUCUCGACGAUCCACCGAGAGAGAGAGAGAGAGUACGUGCCCCGUCCCUCUGCCCGUCCCUUUGUGCCUAAGCACCAACAUCGGAUCGGUCACGUUGGGUUCUCUCGGAUGAGAUAAGUCUCCAAUUCGCUCGCCCCCCGCCAGACCCUCGACUGCCUUUGCAUUCUCUCUCCUCCAAGAUGACGGUGAUGGCCACCAAGUUUACGCCCGAGGUGCUCCUAUCGGCUCCGCGCCGCAGUGCGGCCGUGCCUAACAGCACCGGCACCCUCGCUCUCUUCGCUGUAACGCAAUACUCCUUUGACACUCACACCAAGAGCUACGCUAUCAAGGUGCUGGACGUCAAGACCGGCCAGUCGUCGGUCUUGUUCGACGACCCGACCUACACCGAGCCCACCUGGAUUUCCGACACCGAGUUCGUCUUCGUCAAGAACGGCGACUCUAGCACGAACCUCCUGGUGGGGGACGCCACGAAGCCAGGCUUAGACCCAUACACGGUUGCUACCUUCGAUGGCGCACUAUCCAACAUCAAGGCUAAGGACAUCGGGAAUGGCACCGUGGCCUUCGCCGGAGCAGCCCCCACCACGGCGAAUGGUGAGAUGCUCAGCCCGGAGGACGAGAAACCGCUGUCCAGCGCUAGGGUCUACACCGGUCUCUUCGUCCGGCACUGGGACGCCUACGUCUCGAAGAGCCGAGUCGGCAUCUUUUACGGCGCCCUCAAGAGGGACGAGGGAGGACGUUUCAAGCUGGAACCCCCGGGCCUGGUCAACGCGCUCGCCGGCACCCCGCUCGAGAGCCCCGUGCCCCCCUUCGGAGGCGCCGACGACUACGAUAUUGGGCCGCGGGGCCUCAUAUUCGUGGCCAAGGAUCCAGAGCUCAAUCCCGCGUUGUGGACCAAGACGGAUAUGUACUACGUCCCCCUGCGCUCCUUCACCGAGAAGGCCCCGAAGCCCCAGAUCGUGAAGACGGGUAUGCUUGAAGGAUACACCGGCGCGCCCACCUUCUCCCACUCCGGGACCCGUGUGGCGUUCAAGCGCAUGCGCAACCGGCAGUACGAGUCGGACAAGUGGCGGCUGCUCCUGCUGCCAGACAUCGACGACCUGAGCAACGUGCAGGAGUUCUACGCUACGGAAGACGGGGAGGGCGGAUGGGACGCGCGCCCCGAGGGCGUAGCCUGGAGCAACGACGACAGCGAGCUCUACGUCACCGCCGAGAAGCACGGCCGCCAGCUCCUGUUCAAGCUUCCCUCGGACCCGCUCGCCGCGGCAAAGCAGCUUCCGCAGCCGCUCACCAAGGACGGUGCCGUAGGGCCCUUCUUCACGCUCGCCGCCUCCUCGCCAUCGGACACCCGGAUCCUCGUGAGCUCGACCUCGCUCGUCGACAACUCCUCGUUCUCGAUCGUCGACGCGGCGACGCCCGCCGAUGCUCCGCUGCCCGCUCCGACCCUCGUGUCGUCCAGCUCGCGAGAGGGCAAGACCUUCGGGCUCAGCCGGCAGCAGGUGGACGAGUUCUGGUUCAAGGGCGCCGGCGGCCAGUACGAGUGCCACGCGCUGGUGGUCAAGCCGUCGGACUUCGACCCGCGGCGCCGGUACCCCCUCGCGCUGCUGAUCCACGGCGGCCCGCAGGGCGCGUGGGGCGAUAGCUGGAGCACGCGCUGGAACCCGGCCGUGUUCGCUGAGCAGGGCUACGUCGCUGUCCUGCCCAACCCGACCGGUAGUACAGGUUACGGCCAGGCCCUCACCGACGGCAUCGCGUCCGACUGGGGCGGGCGCCCGUACAACGACCUGGUGAACUGCUUCGAGUACAUCGCGGAUAACAUCCCCUAUAUCGACACGGACAACGCCGUGGCUCUGGGCGCCUCGUACGGAGGCUAUAUGAUUAACUGGAUUCAGGGACACCCUCUCGGGCGCAAGUUCAAGGCGCUCGUGUGCCACGACGGCAUAUACAGCACGAUGAGCAACUGGUCGACCGAGGAGCUCUUCUUCCCCGUGCACGACUUCGGCGGCACGCUGUGGGAGAACCGGGCCGUCUACGAGCGCUGGGACCCGGCCGCCUCGUCGGGGAGCUGGGCCACGCCCCAGCUCAUCGUCCACAGCGAGCUCGACUACCGGCUGCCCAUCUCGGAGGGCCUCGCCGCGUUCAACGCUCUCCAGGUUCGCGGCGUCCCGAGCCGCUUCUUGACGUUCCCCGACGAGAACCACUGGGUGCUGAAGCCCGAGAACUCGCUCGUGUGGCACAGGGAGGUGCUCGACUGGAUCAACCGGUGGACUGGCCUAGCCGACAAGGCCAAGGACGAAGACGAAGAGGCGUCGGCGGGCGUGGAGAAUCUGAACCUCGACGGCUAACAGUCGAAACGGAAAGGCCUCGCGCGGGCGGAUAAGGAGGGGGAGAGAAAGAGGAAAAAAGGCCAGGGGCGGUAGGAAGAGGAGGAAGUAAAUAUUUAGGAUAGGGCAUAUGCUGCUUAGGUUAGACGAAAAUACACGACUAAAAAAAAUUAUAAAAUAAGCAGAAGCAACUCCCGGAAAGGGAGCCGAGAACGAGAAUAGUGUGCCUUCUCGUGCGUAAA